This is a messenger RNA of Sphaerulina musiva SO2202, 384 nucleotides long. RefSeq lists its product as uncharacterized. The coding region runs from base 1 to 384 and encodes 127 amino acids. The transcript is spliced from 2 exons. The record is from RefSeq and is a predicted model, not a curated record. Lineage: Eukaryota; Fungi; Ascomycota; Dothideomycetes; Mycosphaerellales; Mycosphaerellaceae.
AUGUCUUCCAGCUUAAUGGACACAGAGAAGGGCGGCGAACAGACUCAGUAUGAGGGCGAGAACUCAGAUGUGAUUCCGAAUUCGAAGUCGACGGGCCAGUUUGGCUCCUCUUCAGACAGAACAACUGAAGAUCCAUCAGCCACGUCAGAGGCUCAGCAGCAGCGAAAGGAGCGCGGCGAGAAGACGGCAGAGAACAUCAGAUAUGGGCAGACGAUUUCGGAAGGCGGCAUGAGCGGGUUCACCACUGGGCAGGGAGGAAGUGGUGGAGAGCAAAGUGGUUAUGGUGGUGUGCAAGGUCAGAGCGAGCAGAGCAGUGGAGGUGCAGAUCGCGUUGCGCAGGGAUACGGCGGAAAGGAGGACCAGAACAGGGAGAUUGGCGCGUAG